AUGGUGUCUGGCCUUGCAACUGACAGAAAUAUGGAAACAGCACAUACGAAACGAUGCGAGCCUCCUACUCAGAGAAUCACCCGAGUACCACAACUUGAUCUUGAGUUUGGAGGGUCGAUGAAGAAUAUCCCCGUGGCUUACACCACACAUGGCACGCUUUCGCCCUCCGGGGAUAAUGUCAUAGUGAUAUGCCAUGCUCUGAGUGGAAGUGCAGAAGUUGGUGUGUGGUGGCGGUCUCUUCUGGAAUACGGACCUGGUGCAGCACUAGAUCCUUCAAAGUAUUUCAUUGUGUGCAUGAACUGCCUAGGGUCCCCGUAUGGAACUGCCAGUCCAUUGACUGACCAGAAUGGUGAUCCAUCCUUGGGUUCCUAUGGGCCUGACUUCCCCUUGACCAGCAUCCGAGACGAUGUUCGACUUUUCCGUUUGGCUCUGAAAUCCCUCGGAGUAACACAAAUCCUCUCAGUUAUUGGAGGCUCGAUGGGUGGGAUGCAUGUAAUGGAGUUUGCCUACUUUGGCCCCGAAUAUGUCAAGAGUAUCAUACCAAUUGCGACCUCUGCGAGCUACAGCGCAUGGGGCAUUGGAUGGGGAGAGAUGCAACGACAAUGCAUAUACAGCGAUACUCGAUUCCGCAACGGACGCUACAAUCAGGACGAAUCGCCUGCUAUGGGCUUAGCAGCCGCGCGAAUGGCCGCGAUGCUUUCUUACCGAAGUCAGAAGUCUUUUCAGGCACGAUUUGGACGGAAACUUCAUGAGGGAAAGAAAGAAAGCGUUACAACCCAAAAAAAUGGACUGUCUCUACUUUCUGUUCAAUCUUACCUGCAAUACCAAGGGGAUAAAUUCGUUGAUCGGUUCGACGCCAACUGUUAUAUUGCACUCACGCACAAACUCGACACACACGAUGUAUCUCGUGGUCGAUCAUCUACUAUUCAGGAAAGUUUGGCAUUGAUUAAGCAGCCCGCACUCGUGCUGAGCAUUCGUUCGGAUGUGCUUUUCACCUUCGAAGAGCAAUUGGAGUUGCACCGGGGAAUCCCAAAUUCAUUUCACCAGGAGAUCAUUUCUGACGAUGGCCACGACGGAUUUCUUUUGGAGACGGAGCAAAUCAACGGAUUCAUUCGCGAUUUCUUGCAAAGGCUGCAGGUGAGAAACCAAAUACAGUCCGUUUCCCCGGUUAGUGACGGCCUAGAGCUUUUGAGGACAAUGUGGCAGUCUACUAUUGGCGGUGCAUCAUGGCUGGGGUCGAUUCUGAAUGUGGGCGGAGCAUACGACGAGUAG
Messenger RNA from Penicillium digitatum Pd1, 1272 nucleotides. Its product is annotated as homoserine O-acetyltransferase. Gene Ontology annotation, biological process: L-homoserine metabolic process. Gene Ontology annotation, molecular function: homoserine O-acetyltransferase activity. The record is from RefSeq and is a predicted model, not a curated record. Lineage: Eukaryota; Fungi; Ascomycota; Eurotiomycetes; Eurotiales; Aspergillaceae.